Molecule: messenger RNA, 2295 nt
Organism: Aegilops tauschii subsp. strangulata
Lineage: Eukaryota; Viridiplantae; Streptophyta; Magnoliopsida; Poales; Poaceae
Source: RefSeq, a predicted model, not a curated record
UACCAGUCACCGGCUCAGCUCGUCUGCAUCUCGACACGCUGCGGCACUAAUCGAUUGAACUCACUCAGUUUAUUACUACUCCCAAGGAGGAGCGUACUGCAAAGAUAUAUUCGCCGAAACCAGAGCUUCCACGAGCUUCUCCAUUUUGUACACUACCCGCAAUUGGCUGGUAACUCGGCUGUGGAGUUAGUACGUACUCCGUUGAUGGGGAAGAAGAGGGCGGUGGCCGCGACGACGAGGACGCCGGUCUUCCCGUUCCCGGCGGCUGCCGGCGAGACGGAGCCGCCGCACCACUUCAGCGACUACGGCUUCGACCCCCAGCUCCUCCGCUUCUCCCAGCUGCCCGACGCGAAGCGUCACCAGCAGCCACCGCCACCGCCGCCGCUUGAGCACGCGCGGUUCAAGCUCCAGAAGCCCAUCUCCAAGAAGCACCAGCACGCGCAGCACAAUGGCAAGCAGCGCCGCCGCGGGUGGUGGAGCUCUGCGGCCUCUGCGGCGCUCCUCUUCUUCAAGCGCCCCUCGUCCAAGUCCAGCCCCACCGCUCGGGCUGCCGGCACAGCCCCGUCGUCCUCCUGCAGUGCUGCUGCUGCGUUCGCCCCCCGGCCACUCUACUUCGCCGAUGACGGAGGCGACGACGACUCCACGGGGUGCACGUGCUGGUCGCCGGCCGUGCGUUCCGAUCACCUGGCCGCCGCCGAGCUCGGCAUUGCCUCGGUCCGAGUUCCGUAUGUCAGCCUCAGGGACGUCAAUUUCCGUGGCGGCGCCGCAGGAACGGGAGGGGCUGCUCCGGCGAUGCCUAUCUACCUCGUGACGUGAAGCUCUCCCGCCUGUCGAUCGACUGCUGGAGUGCUGGUGACUGUUCCUCUGCUCUUGGGCCACGUGACAGCCUCUGAGAGGUGUAUUUCUUGUUCGUUUUUAUAGAACUUGGACCACAUGUCAGUCGAUAGUGUAUUUCCGGUGCCACCCGGUCGACCGGCCACGAUUUCGGCCGGUCACACGCGGAGCGUCACGCGCAGUGGGGUCCCUUGCACCGUUUUUCUCCUCUGUUUCCUUAUCUUCUCAGGUGCAAUGCUCUGGUCCACUCAUUCUCGUUCGUAUUCUUUCGCUAGUACUUUCCCUUCCAUCUCUUCUCUUCCGAUCCACCUGCCAGCAGCUCGCACCAGCCCCGCCUUGCAUCACAACCACACCAGAGAAGCACAACUCCCGCCGUGCAUCGCCGACUCACGACCACACCCCGCCGCCGCGAGCUGUCUCAUCACCACCACCGCGAGCCGCUGCGAGCUGUCCAGCUGCGCACUACGCCCCAGAGUUGCUCCAGCUGUACCGAGGGGAUGCGCCGCGGCAGCCGCUGCUGCAAGUCAAACACCACGCCGGAGUUCCUGGAAUCAGCAUCGGCAGGAGCUGCAAUCGGCGGCAAUUUUUGCUACAACCGGGGUUUUGUUUUGCUGGAACCAAUGACUCUUUUUGCUAGGAUCUGUAAGUGGGGGUUGUUUUUGCUAGAACCAGCUUCAAUUUUUGUUGCCACCAUAUAUGAUUUUUGCUAAGUCUUGAUUUUUGCUACCGCCCAUCUUUGAUUUUUAUGAAACCAGUUCUAAAUUUUUGCUACUACCAUCCUUUGUUUUUGCUACCACCGUCUUAGAUUUUUGCUACCAUCCCAUAUUUUUGAUUUUGUAUUGGAUCCAUCUGCCGGCAGUCGCUUUUCUCCCUCACGCGAGAUGUGUCGGGGGAGCUACGAAAUUCGCAAAGCUGGAACCAUCGCCCAAAUUUGCUGGAACCGACGGCCAAUUUUGCUGGAACCGGCUAUGGUGAUGACGACGACUAUGACAGGAGCAACGAACUAGCGAGGGAUGUUGCGACCUGCGGGCUGUUUUGUUGGAACCGACGAUGUUUUUUGCUACAUAGGGGCGGAUAGACGCGGGGCACGAGCGAUGCAACCAUGGAGCCAGCGAGGUUGCCCGGCGAGCUGCACCGGCGAGCGACGCCAUGGAGGCAGAGGCAGAAAGCCGCGGGGGAACGAUGAACAAGCAGGGGGAUUUGCGUGACCGGCGUCGCUCGCGAGAAGAAAAGGGACGUGUGCGAGGCAAUCCUAUGGUCCAGGGCGCACGUAUCGGGCGGCUGCGCGGUGACCGGCCCAAAUUUGGGCCGGUCGACCGGCGCCUAGUACUGCCCAACUGUCAAACUGUCAAAGUACAUGUAACUUUUCGCCUAUCUUCUUUGCAGUGUCAGGUUUUUUCUUAUCUUUUGUUUUUCUUUCCCUUAGAAAAGACAUCCAGCAAACAUCCCUCUGUUGUUUUA